AUGAAUCCCAUCGAAAUUGCCGUUUUGCCCAGCAAAGGCAGAGGUUACAAAGCAGCUACCACCAUUGCCACUGGCACUGUUAUUCAUGUAUCCGACCCACUGGCUACUACUGUAUCACAAGAAUGGAUACCCGAAACCUGUAUGUGGUGUUUUAAUUUCAGUUAUCCCAAGAAACAAAAGGUCAAAGUGAUGGCAUUACAAGAAGAAAAAGUACUGGCAAAUCGAUGGCAGGUGCCGAUCAAGAAAAACAGUGGAAGUUUGUUCAAAGGCAUGUUGUUUUGCACGGAAUCUUGUAAAAGUCAAUUCAUACUGCAUGAUAAGACAUCUCUCAUAUUGGCAUCACAUUAUCGACUUGAUCAAGAACACACAUCAAGUAGCAACCACACACCAGAUGCGCCCAUACCAGCUCAUAUUCACCAAAACAUAAAGAACGUGCCUUGGAUUGAUGUGGACAAUGAUGAAUCAUUAACGCUCUGGUUAGAAGAUGCUUGGGAUUGCAUAACAAAGAGUAAUGAUUUGCACCGAGAUAUCGACGAUAAUGACAAGGCCAUGUGUAGGCUGAUCGCUACCUGCAUUGCUCGUAAGCAUGACGACCCAGAUCAAUUUGAGGAGCUUCUGGUCAUCCAAAAUAACGAAUUGGCACACUUCAGGAGCCACUAUACAACCUCGACUUUAUACCCCAGUAGAGUGAAUCAACUUCCUGUAUUCAAAAAUGAUGUCAACAAGAGAAAGACAUUACUGUCAGUGCUGCCAGCUGAAGUACAGAAUGUUGUGGCAUUAUACGCCUUCUUUACGCGUGCGCUGACAAGUCCACUCCAUCAAGUACCAGCGCUAGCUAACGUAGACCAUCGACUCUUCCGUUCCAUCUAUUUCAGAGAGAGGGCAAACAGCUUUGGAUUGUGGGAAUUGGGUGAUAGUGGUGUUUCUUUGGCUGAUGGAGGUGUCACUGAUGAUUUGGAGCUACUAGGCUGGGGUAUCUAUCCUUCUGCUGUCUAUUUCAAUCAUUCAUGCGAUGCCAAUGUUGUCAAAGUGAGAGAGGGAAGGCAAAUGAAGUUUUUAGCAAGGCGCAUGAUUGAAAAGGGCGAGGAAGCAUGUAUUUCCUAUGGUUCAGUCGGUGAAGAUGUAAAAGACCGUCGUGCAAGACUCCUUUCUCAUUAUCAUUUUCUGUGCCAAUGCACACGAUGUAUCCAAGAAGACUUGCAACAGAAUUCAAUCAUUCGCUAA
This is a messenger RNA of Mucor velutinosus, 1224 nucleotides long. RefSeq lists its product as uncharacterized. Lineage: Eukaryota; Fungi; Mucoromycota; Mucoromycetes; Mucorales; Mucoraceae. The record is from RefSeq and is a predicted model, not a curated record. Gene Ontology annotation, cellular component: nucleus. Bases 1 to 1224 code for a protein of 407 amino acids. The transcript has a single exon. Gene Ontology annotation, molecular function: protein binding.